AUGUCCACAAACGGCAAACCCUAUUUUCUCCCCGUCUCGUCCGCACAAGGUCUCGCCAACUACCCCCACGCACGCACCGUUCACGCUUCUUCUACAUCAAAGACUAUAUACAUCUCAGGCACCUCUUCUCGUAGGGGUGACGGCACUUAUGCCGGUUGCACUACUUCACCAUCUGGCUCCUUCACCCUCGACAUACGUGAACAAACUGCUGCGGUCCUCGAGAACAUUGGUACGAUUAUCAAGGGUGCGACGCAGGGGAAAGGGGGGCUAGAAAAUGUCGUUGAUGCGACAGUUUUCUUGACGGAUAUGAAGGAUUAUUCUGGCAUGAAUGAGGUUUGGAAUACGGUGUUCCCGGUGAAGGAUAGAGCCCCAGCCAGGACGACAGUACAGGUCGCGGCAUUGCCGAGUGAGAAGCUGUGCGUUGAGAUUAAGUGUACUGCUAUUGUUGUUGGGGAAUCUUGA
Molecule: messenger RNA, 462 nt
Organism: Hyaloscypha bicolor E
Lineage: Eukaryota; Fungi; Ascomycota; Leotiomycetes; Helotiales; Hyaloscyphaceae
Product: YjgF-like protein
Exons: 1
Coding region: 1-462 (153 amino acids)
Cellular component (GO): cytosol; mitochondrion
Molecular function (GO): deaminase activity
Source: RefSeq, a predicted model, not a curated record